Molecule: messenger RNA, 1836 nt
Organism: Zalophus californianus (California sea lion)
Lineage: Eukaryota; Metazoa; Chordata; Mammalia; Carnivora; Otariidae
Product: sal-like protein 4
Biological process (GO): regulation of transcription by RNA polymerase II
Cellular component (GO): nucleus
Molecular function (GO): RNA polymerase II cis-regulatory region sequence-specific DNA binding; DNA-binding transcription factor activity, RNA polymerase II-specific
Source: RefSeq, a predicted model, not a curated record
AUGUCGAGGCGCAAGCAGGCGAAACCCCAGCACAUCAACUCGGAGGAGGACCAGGGCGAGCAGCAGCCGCAGCAGCCGGCCCCGGAGUUUGCAGAUGCGGCCCCAGCGGCGCGCGCGGGGGAGCCGGGUGCUCCAAUGAACCACCCAGGGAAUGGCCAUGAAGCCAGCAGGGAUGGAAUGACAGCAAAGAGGACUCGGCGGGAGGAGACGCACAUCUGUGAGAAAUGCUGUGCGGAGUUCUUCAGCUUCUCCGAGUUCUUAGAACACAAGAAGAAUUGCACUAAAAAUCCACCUGUCCUCAUCAUGAACGACAGUGAGGGGCCAGUGCCUUCAGAGGACUUCGCUGGGGCUGUGCUGAGUCCGAGCAGCAAGGAGGGUCCCCGGGAGGAUGGCGGCGGCUCGGGGGAGAUGAAGGAGAAGCCGGGGGCCGAGUCGGUCGUGUACCUGAAGACCGAGACCGCCCUGCCAUCCAUGUCCCAGGACCUAAGCUAUUUACCCAAAGGCAAAGUGGCCCACACUAACGUCACUCUUCAGGCCCUGCGGGGCACCAAGGUGGCGGUGACCCAGCGGAGCGCCGACGCGCCGCCAGCCCCCUUGCCCGGCGCCGGCAGCAUCCCGUGGGUCCUCGAGCAGAUCCUGUGCCUGCAGCAGCAACAGCUGCAGCAGAUCCAGCUCACCGAGCAGAUCCGCGUGCAGGUGAACAUGUGGGCCUCCCACGCGCUCCACUCGGGCGUGGCGGGGGCGGACACCCUCAAGACCUUGGGCAGCCACAUGUCCCAGCAGGUUUCGGCGGCCGUGGCUCUGCUCAGCCAGAAAGCCGGAAGCCAGGGCCUGUCUCUGGAUGCCUUGAAACAGGCCAAGCUACCUCACGCAAACAUCCCUUCUGCCACCAGCAGCUCUGCGUCCCAGGGGCUGGCGCCCUUCCCCCUGAAGCUGGAUGGGACGAGGGUGCUGCCGAACGUCAUGUCGCGCCUUCCCGGUGCUUUGCUACCUCAGGCCCCGGGCUCUGUGCUCUUCCAGAGCCCUUUCUCCACUGUGGCGUUAGACCCGUCCAAGAAAGGGAAGGGGAAGCCCCCGAACGUGUCCCCGGUGGAGGUCAAACCCAAAGACGAGGCCAUCCUCUGCAAGCACAAGUGUCGUAGCAGUCUGCCAUCAACAUUUAUCCGAGCCCAGCCAACCUAUGUCAAAGUUGAAGUCCCUGGUGCAUUUGGUGGACCCACGACCAUGUCCCCAGGCAUGACACCUUUGUUAGCGGCCCAGCCACGCCGACAGGCCAAACAGCACGGCUGCACACGGUGCGGGAAGAACUUCUCCUCGGCGAGUGCGCUGCAGAUCCACGAGCGGACUCACACAGGGGAGAAGCCUUUCGUGUGUAACAUAUGUGGGCGAGCGUUCACCACCAAAGGCAACUUGAAGGUCCACUACAUGACGCAUGGGGCCAACAACAGCUCAGCACGCCGUGGGAGGAAGCUGGCCAUCGAGAACACCAUGGCUCUGUUAGGAACUGAUGGGAAGAGAGUCCCUGAGAUGUUUCCCAAAGAAAUCCUGGCGCCUUCGGUGAACGUGGACCCUGUCGUGUGGAACCAGUAUACCACCAUGCUCAAUGGAGGUCUGGCCAUGAAGACCAAUGAAAUCUCUGUGAUCCAGAACGGUGGUAUUCCUACCCUCCCAGUUUCCCUGGGGGCCAGCUCCAUUGUGAACAACACCACUAUCUCCAAGAUGGAUGGCUCCCAGUCUGCCCUUAGUGCUGAAGUAGAAAAACCAGGUGCUGCGGACAGCGUCCCCAAACACCAGUUCCCUCACUUCCUUGAAGAAAACAAGGUUGCAGUCAGCUAA